Labrus bergylta (ballan wrasse) is the source of this 2039-nucleotide messenger RNA. Lineage: Eukaryota; Metazoa; Chordata; Actinopteri; Labriformes; Labridae. The record is from RefSeq and is a predicted model, not a curated record.
GAAGAGAGGGAGCGGCAGACGAAACUUUUGCUGUGGAUGAUUUCACAAGUUAAGAGAAGCUCAACCAGCCAGUAUUUUGCUGUUUUAGUCGAGGCUGCAUUGUUGUCCAAAGAAUCCCGCAAAAAACGAGCGAAAACCUCCCUGACGAGGCAAGGAGGGUUUUCCCCCUCAGGAUCCUUCAAGCAGAGAUGACGCUUCAAUGGACUGCUGUAGCCCUCUUUCUCUAUGUGGAGAUGGGCGUUCUGGUCAUCCUCUGUUUACCCUUCAUUUCAGCCAAGAGGUGGGUGAGUAUUUUCCAUCUGAGGAUUUGGGGCUUUAUGUCAAGGUUCUGGAACAAAGUGUUUCUCACAAUGAUCAUCAUACUUAUCGUUCUCUUCCUUGAUGCUGUGCGUGAGGUGAGGAAAUACUCGGCUAAAGAGGUUGGCACAGAUGCCAAGCUCCAACCCAACAUGUUUGAUCACCUGCACAUGAAGCUGUUCAGAGCCCAGAGGAACCUCUACAUCUCUGGCUUUGCUGUCUUCCUCUGGCUGGUCAUGAAGCGAGUGGUCACCUUGAUUAACCAACUGGCAGCAGUGUCUGCCAGCACGGCUGAUCUUCAGGGACAGGCUGACAGUGCAAACCAGACUGCUAAGAAGUGCAUGGAGGACAACGAGAUGCUGAAACAGGCUCUGAUGGGAGGAAAGGGCGAUAAGGCUACAGCAGAGGGCAUGGAGCUGUUGAGGAAAGAAGUGGAAAAACUGAAAGUAGAACUGAAGACCUCCGCAGAAGCUCUGAAGAACUCUGAAUCUGAGGCCGACGUGAUGAAGAAGCAGACGGAAAGCCUCGCUCGAGAGUACGACCGACUGUUGAACGAACAUCAGGAACUCCAGAAUCUUCAAGACAGUGGGGACAAAAAAGAGGAUUAGUUAAUCGUGAAAUCCUUCUAAUGCUUAAUGUUUUCACACAGAAUGAGUCACUGCAACACAUAUUUUACUCCAUUAUGACACCUUGUUGUCACAGUACACGUCACACAAUCAGGACUGGCUCUCUGCGGCACAGACUCUGGAUUAUAUGAGUAAUGGUUUGAAAUAGAAUGAGUCAUAUGUUUUCUGUUUGUGCUUGGCACAGUGCGACAGAGACGGUGGCUUUACAAGGUGACACUGUGUGGUGCACGUUAAUUGAAGGUAAUUGGAGAAGAAAAAAGAAAAGUCAGUAAUGGAUGCAGGUCUGAUCGAGCAGCUCUUAAAAAAAGUAUGACAGCCUUUUGAUGUUUAGUGGCAUUAGUCAGGUGUUCAGUGUGGAGCGCAAAACUUCGCGUGGCGCUUGAAGGCUUUUAUUUUGAAAAAUGGCUAUGAAUGUAUUUUGAUACUAUGGCUUUGCUUUUUUUUUUGUUAAUUCUGGAUGUAGCACAGACGCCUGCCACGCCCACUUCAGCAUGUCAAUGUUAUCUAUGCUUGCAGGGCUGUUUGCAUGUACAGGUACACUUUGACACCUCAUCCUUACAUGUUUAUAUUCCACCUUAUGUGUUUGUUUUUUUAACCAAAUUAGGGUUGGUGAUAGAUAUGUUUGUUGUUCACAUCAUUCGUUUGGUGAUGAUCUGGUUUGACAAAUAAUGUGUAGAGAAGACACCAGUUUGAACUACAUAUAGUCUUAAUUUAAGUUUAAUGUAAGUUGAGGUGAAAGGUCAGCGUUUAAAUUAGUCUAUUGCAUGUUUCUAAACCACAGAAGUUCCACAUUGUUGUGUGUUUGCUGCACUGUGUUUUACGUUUUUAUUCGAUUGGUUAUUUGGAGAGAUGUUGAAAAAAGGGGGCUGCUAAAUUUGUAUGUUUCUCUUAUUCUGACUUUCACUUUGAGAAAAAAACAAGGUUGAAAUCAUCAUAGGCCUCCAUGUUCCCCUCUUUAAGAUUGAUGAGUAGGUUAUUGGAUUCACCACAGGUUAUGUGGUCUUAAAAAUGUGUCCUGAGGUAAGCUUGUAUUCCUACACACCUACACAGAAAUCACAUUGAAGUGCCUUUUGGGUGGAUGUUGCACAGUUUGCUAAAUAAAAGCUUUUUUCUUUA